Molecule: messenger RNA, 3351 nt
Organism: Rhinichthys klamathensis goyatoka
Lineage: Eukaryota; Metazoa; Chordata; Actinopteri; Cypriniformes; Leuciscidae
Gene: copb1
Product: COPI coat complex subunit beta 1
Exons: 22
Coding region: 210-3071 (953 amino acids)
Biological process (GO): endoplasmic reticulum to Golgi vesicle-mediated transport; intra-Golgi vesicle-mediated transport; intracellular protein transport
Cellular component (GO): cytoplasm; COPI vesicle coat
Molecular function (GO): structural molecule activity
Source: RefSeq, a predicted model, not a curated record
CGUUUGUGUAACCGUGUAGUGUGGUCCCCCUCGCUCGCUGUAGUAUUGAUGUGGCCAAGUCAGUCAGGUUCCACGUCACUCGGAAGGAUCGGAAUCUCUCCAGACACGGAUGCGCAUACAGAAGAGACAGACCUGAGACCUAUUUGAAAGGAAACCUCAUAGGCAUUCUGUCUGAGUGGAGUCUCGUGAAGGGAAGAAGAGCUGACAUCAUGACAGCCGCGGAGAAUGUGUGUUACACCCUCAUCAAUGUCACCAAUGACUCUGAACCACCAUCGGAAGUCAGCUUAAAAACUGAUUUAGAAAAGGGAGAAAUCAAAGCCAAGACAGAGGCUUUGAAGAAGGUCAUCAUCAUGAUCCUGAAUGGAGAGAAACUGCCAGGCCUGUUAAUGACCAUCAUCCGGUUUGUGCUGCCUCUGCAGGACCACACAAUUAAGAAACUACUCCUAGUUUUUUGGGAGAUUGUUCCCAAAACUACUCCUGAUGGCAAACUUCUUCAGGAGAUGAUCUUGGUCUGUGAUGCCUACAGGAAGGAUCUCCAGCAUCCCAAUGAGUUCAUCCGUGGCUCUACCCUGCGCUUCCUGUGCAAGCUGAAAGAAUCUGAGCUGCUGGAGCCCCUUAUGCCAGCGAUCCGCGCCUGUCUGGAACACCGUCACAGCUACGUACGACGCAAUGCAGUCCUGGCCAUCUACACUAUCUACAGGAACUUUGAGCAUUUGAUCCCAGAUGCUCCUGAGCUGAUUCAUGAUUUUCUUGUAAAUGAGAAAGAUGCAAGCUGCAAGAGAAAUGCUUUUAUGAUGCUGAUUCAUGCAGAUCAGGAUAGAGCUCUGGACUACCUAAGCACAUGUAUUGAUCAGGUGCAUACUUUCGGAGACAUUCUACAGCUCGUCAUUGUGGAACUAAUUUAUAAGGUCUGCCAUGCCAACCCCUCAGAGAGAGCUCGUUUCAUCCGUUGUAUAUACAACCUGCUGCAGUCAUCCAGUCCUGCUGUAAAAUAUGAAGCAGCUGGAACUCUGGUUACUCUGUCCAGUGCUCCCACCGCCAUCAAGGCUGCUGCUCAGUGCUACAUUGAUCUGAUCAUUAAAGAGAGCGACAACAACGUGAAACUCAUUGUUCUGGACCGGCUGAUUGAGCUGAAGGAACACCCCACACAUGAGCGUGUGCUGCAGGACCUUGUGAUGGAUAUUCUGAGGGUUUUGACAACUCCCGAUCUUGAGGUCCGCAAGAAGACCCUACAGCUGGCCUUGGACUUGGUGUCAUCCCGCAAUGUAGAGGAGCUGGUUAUAGUGUUAAAGAAAGAAGUCAUCAAAACCAACAACGUGACAGAGCAUGAAGACACAGACAAGUACAGGCAGCUGCUUGUUCGCACUCUCCACUCGUGUAGUGUGCGCUUCCCUGACAUGGCAGCCAAUGUCAUCCCUGUGCUGAUGGAGUUCCUGAGUGACACUAAUGAGGCGGCCGCAGCCGAUGUGCUGGAGUUUGUGCGAGAGGCGAUUCAGAGGUUUGACAACCUUAGACCUCUCAUCAUUGAGAAGAUGCUGGAGGUUUUCCAUGCCAUAAAGACGGUCAAGAUUUACAGAGGAGCUCUGUGGAUUUUGGGUGAAUACUGCAGCACUAAAGAGGACAUCCAGAGUGUCAUGACAGAAGUCCGUAGAUCUUUGGGAGAGAUACCAAUCGUGGAGAAUGAAUUGAAGAAGGAGUCUGGAGAAGUGAAACCUGAGGAGGAGAUGACUGCAACUCCAGCUCCUAAGCUGGUGACAGAAAUGGGCACCUACGUCACUCAGAGUGCCCUGAGUAGCAGCAGGCCAUCCAAGAAAGAAGAGGACAGGCCUCCUCUAAGGGGUUUCCUGAUGGAUGGAGACUUUUACGUUGCUGCCUCAUUGGCCACCACCCUCACCAAAGUGGCCCUGCGCUAUGUUGCCCUUGCCGAGGACAAAAAAAGACAAAAUUCCUUUGUGGCAGAGGCCAUGCUGUUCAUGGCCACUGUGCUCCAUCUGGGCAAGUCGUCUCUACCCAAGAAGCCCAUCACCGAUGAUGACGUGGAACGGAUCUCGCUGUGCCUUAAAGUCCUGUCCGAAUGCUCGCCCCUCAUGAACGACAUCUUUAAUAAAGAGUGCCGCAGAUCCCUGUCCCAUAUGCUCACUGUCAGACUGGAGGAAGAGAAACUGUCUCAGAAGAAAGAGUCUGAGAAGCGUAACGUGACUGUUCAGGCGGAUGAUCCGAUCUCCUUCAUGCAGCUGACCGCUAAGAGCGAGAUGGCGUCCAAAGAAGAUCAGUUCCAACUCAGUCUGCUGGCCGCGAUGGGCAAUACUCAGAGGAAAGAAGCCGCAGACCCUCUGGCUUCUAAACUUAAUAAGGUCACCCAAUUGACUGGUUUCUCAGAUCCAGUGUACGCAGAAGCUUAUGUACAUGUCAAUCAGUAUGACAUCGUCCUGGAUGUCCUGGUUGUUAACCAGACUAGCGACACCCUACAGAACUGUACCUUGGAGCUGGCAACACUUGGUGAUCUUAAAUUGGUUGAGAAACCAUCUCCUCUCACAUUGGCUCCUCACGACUUUGCCAACAUCAAAGCUAAUGUGAAAGUGGCCUCCACAGAGAAUGGCAUCAUAUUUGGAAACAUAGUGUAUGAUGUAUCAGGAGCAGCCAGUGACAGAAAUUGCGUAGUUCUCAGCGACAUUCACAUUGACAUCAUGGACUACAUUCAGCCGGCCUCCUGCACAGAUGCUGAGUUUAGACAGAUGUGGGCUGAAUUUGAGUGGGAAAAUAAGGUUACCGUCAACACCAACAUCACAGAUCUGACCGAGUAUCUCCAACACAUUCUUGGGUCCACCAACAUGAAGUGCUUGACCCCAGAGAAGGCCCUGUCCGGUAUCUGUGGCUUCAUGGCAGCAAAUCUGUAUGCUCGCUCUAUAUUUGGAGAGGAUGCCCUUGCAAACGUAAGCAUCGAAAAGCCAAUCCACAUGGGACCUGAUGCCCCAGUCAAUGGACAUAUUCGCAUCCGAGCCAAAAGCCAGGGUAUGGCUUUGAGUCUGGGUGACAAGAUCAACCUCUCUCAGAAAAAGUCUCACUCAUAAAUUCCAACGACUGAGGCCAUCGAGCCAAAGGGCGAGAUUCGACUAAAAAGCGUUACCGUUAUCCUACGUCUUGUCUUUUUUUCCCUAUCGCUUGUUUGUGUCCCUCCAGACUGCCGUACACAUGCAGUGCUUUGUGGCCAAGCUCUAAGCUCUUCAAUCCCAUAAAAUAUGUCUAAAGGGGAUUAUUUUGACAUUUUCUACCAACACGAUUCUUAACUGCUCUAAAAGGGAUUGACCCUGUUCAUCUGUAAUCAUGUUUCAAUAAACAUUGCACACCAUA